Beta vulgaris subsp. vulgaris (sugar beet) is the source of this 3999-nucleotide messenger RNA. RefSeq names its product protein MEI2-like 4. The transcript is spliced from 15 exons. Lineage: Eukaryota; Viridiplantae; Streptophyta; Magnoliopsida; Caryophyllales; Amaranthaceae. Gene Ontology annotation, molecular function: RNA binding. The record is from RefSeq and is a predicted model, not a curated record. Bases 637 to 3558 code for a protein of 973 amino acids.
ACCAUCAUAUUACUAUAUAUCAACUUUUUGUAUAUAAAAUAGUACUUUAACUAUAACUAUGAUCUAAUAAAAUCAUCAAUAACAAUAAAACCAACCACUAUUUGUCUAUUUCCUUCAUCUUCAAUUCUCUCUCCUCCUUGCCUGCAACUCUCCGGAGGCAAGCAGGCAAGCAGGCUAGCCAUAUUAUUCUCAACAAAAACUCCAUAGUUUUUCUCCACUUUUUAUACCAUAUAGUUUUUAUACCAUAGUUUUUAUAUUUCAUGUAAAGUGUAAGAAACGCAAUUUCUGUAACGUGCAAUAUAGGGAAAAACACAAACAAAUUUAAGCAUCAAAAGUUUUGUAUGUUGUUGUUUCACGGCACAGAUGAGAUACCUUGAUCUUUCCUAUAUUUCCUUUGCCUUAACUUUUGCCGUAAUUUAUUCUCAUUUUUCUUCCUUUUAAAUUCUUCUGUUUCCUUGAUUGUUUUCUCUUGUCCCGAAAUUUAACACAAACAUAGAUUGGUGUUCAAUUUCGGAACUCGAGAACACGUGGUAUAUCCGGGUGUAUGAUAAAAGUCGUAUACGAAAGCAGAAAAAAGUGGGGGAGUAGAGGAUCAAAUUUUGUUGAUACUUGAUUGGAGUAAUUUGGACUUUCAAUAUGCCAUCACAACUGAUGGAUCAGCAGGGAUUGUCUACAUCACCUUGCUUUUCAGGAGAUCUGCGAUUUUCGGGCGAGGUUAAUAGACAAGUUGGAUUCUGGAAGAUGGACACUGCGAGGAGUAAAUAUGGUUUGAAGACAGAUGCAAUUACUGGUAGUCCAUGUGGCAUACCUGUUCCAUCGCCCUCAGAAGAACUGGUAUAUUUGGAUUCUCUAGGAACCAAGUGUUCUGAAAAUCCUGAACAGAAGAUCACUUUUAGCUUGCAAAGACAUGCAGUGGGAGCAGAGAGAGCUCUCAGUCGGUCCUUGAAUACGUGGAAUUCAAUGGACCUCAAUCCUGUCACAAGAUCCAGUAACAAUUUGCCACUAACAUGGGUUAAAAAUAACACAAUAUCUCCUGGCUAUGAAAAUGGAAUACUCGCAAGCUCAUUGUCAGAACCAUUUUGCCAAAAGUUGCAACUAUCCUCGAGCAAUGACUUUUAUAGUCACUCUGUUGAUACUGUUGCUUCACACUAUGAGGACGAGCCUCUUGAAUCCCUUGAAGAAAUUGAGGCCCAGACCAUAGGAAACCUUCUUCCUGAUGAUGAUGAUGACCUGCUCGCUGGAGUUAUUGAUAAGAUUGAAAGUAUAGUCCAACCAAGUGGAGAGGAUGGCAUCGAAGAUCUGGACCUUUUCAGUAGUGUUGGAGGCAUGGACUUAGGAGAUGAUACAUCAUCUGGAGGACUAUGUCAAUCUGAAUUUUCUGGCAGCUCUAAUGGACAAUUGACUGGAGCUAAUAUGUCUGUAAAUGGGGAACAUCCUUAUGGUGAACACCCAUCUCGCACUUUGUUCGUAAGAAAUAUCAAUAGCAACGCUGAGGAUCUUGAGUUGCAGACUCUCUUUGAGCAAUAUGGAGAUAUCCGUGCUCUUUAUACAACUUGCAAACACAGGGGUUUCGUAAUGGUUUCAUAUUUUGACAUUAGAGCAGCAAGGAAGGCAAUGAAGGCACUUCAAAAUAAGCCUUUGAGACGAAGAAGGCUUGAUAUACACUAUUCUAUCCCAAAGGAUAAUCCUUCAGAGAAAGAUGUGAACCAAGGCACUCUUGUGGUAUUUAACCUUGAUUCUUCUGUUUCAACUGAUGAUCUUCACCGGAUUUUUGGAGCAUAUGGAGAGGUUAAAGAGAUACGAGAAACUCCACACAGAAGUAACCAGAGGUUUAUCGAGUUCUAUGAUGUUAGAGCUGCCGAUGAAGCUCUCCGUGGAUUGAAUCAAAGUGAUAUUGCUGGGAAGAAGAUUAAGCUUGAGCCAAGCCGCCCUGGGGGUGCAAGAAGAAGUUCAACGCAAUUAUCCCCCCCAGAUCUGGAUAAAGAGGAACCCGGUCUUUUUCUACAGCAAAGAAGUGGUGGAUUUUCACAUGACUCCAUUAGCUCUAUUAACAUGGAAAGCGACACUGGUUGUGGUACAAGUGCCAGAAUGCUGGCAACUUUAGGUUCAUUUAUGGAAAAUCCUGCCUGUCGUGGAGUCUCUUCUAGUGUCCCUGGUGGCUUACCAUCACUUAGAGCUGAGUUGGCCCAUAAUCAAGAAGGGCUUUCUGAGUCCGGGAAUUUAGUCAACCAUAUCAACUAUGAUUUUCGAGGACUGCCGACUCUUUAUCCUCAUUCACUGCCCGAAUACAUUGAUGGUUUCGCUAGUGGUGCUCCUUGCAAUUCUGACCGUAACAUGCCUGCUACUGUUAGUUCCCAGGAAAGGGUUGAGAAUACUCACUUCGGUAGGACAAGUUCAAGUGUCGAAAUGUGUAACGGUUUUUCUGCAUCUGAAAAUGUAAUUGGUCCUCUACCUGGGCAUCAUUACAUGUGGAAUAACUUAAACCCCCGCCAAACACCAGCUUUCCUGUGGCAAAAUUCACCUUCGCUUUCGAAUGGGAUUUGUAAUUCUCAAAUCCAACCUCGGGUCCAUGGACUUGCAAGAUCACCAUCUUAUUUGAUGAACUCAGUUCUACCCAUGAAUGGCCAUCACGUGGGAUCAGCGCCAGCUUAUAAUUCUUCUAUUUGGGACAGGCGAAAUUCCUAUCCAGGGGGGUCACCUGAAGCAUCUAGCUUCCACCACUGUCCUCUAGGGAAUAUGAGACUUUCUAGCAGCCCUCUGCAUCACAUGGAUUUUAUCUCUCAUAAUAUUUAUCCUCAUGUUGGUGGAAACAGCUUCGACAUACCAAUCUCUUCUAGGAUGGUUGAUCCGCAUGUCCAUCAUCAAAGAGGCAAUAUUCAUUCCUCUAGGGGCCAGAUGAACAUGGUUGGGUCAUUUGAACAUCCUGGUGAACGUGGUAGAAGUCGUAGAAGCGAAAGCAGUUACACUCAAGCUGACAACAAGAAACAGUAUGAACUGGAUAUGGACCGCAUUAGGCGAGGGGAAGACUAUCGAACCACUCUGAUGAUAAAGAACAUUCCUAACAAGUAUACAUCCAAGAUGCUUAUGGCUGCCAUUGAUGAAUGCCACCGUGGAUCUUAUGAUUUCAUUUAUUUGCCAAUUGAUUUCAAGAACAAGUGCAAUGUGGGUUAUGCAUUUAUCAACAUGAUUGAUCCAAGCCAUAUUAUCUCAUUCCAUGAGACAUUAAAUGGCAAGAAAUGGGAGAAAUUCAAUAGUGAAAAGGUUGCAUCACUUGCUUAUGCCCGCAUACAAGGGAAAGCUGCACUCAUUGCUCAUUUUCAGAAUUCUAGUUUGAUGAAUGAGGACAAACGAUGCAGACCUAUCCUCUUCCAUUGUGAUGGCACAAAUGCAGGUGAUCAGGUUCCCUUCCCUAUGGGUGCUAACAUUCGAUCUAGACCUGGUAGAUCAAGAUCCAGCAGCAAUGAUGACAACCACCAAGAGAGCCCACCUAAUGUCGUCAGCAAAGAGUACUAUUCUUGUGGAGACUCAUCAUCAAGUUCGGGAAAGGAAUGGGAUUGAGCAGCCCACUAAUCUAACAGUAGUUGUAUCUUGAAGUGUUUUUGGGAUGAGAGGGAGAAAGAGGAAAAGAAGAUGAAGCGAACUACAUGGGCGACGUGACGUGCUGUCAUGAAGAUCUGCAUGGACAGAAAAGGUUAUUAACUGCAAGUGACUUGAGGGAAUUGUAACUAUGAGGAGAGAUUGUAACUAUGAGGAGAGUUGGUAAACGGAGCGACAACGGGAGCUCCAAAAAUUUUGAUUGGUGUUGAGUUUUAUAUAUGCAGAAUGUAUUUAUAAAUGUAUAGAUGUAUUUUAACUAGUGAAGAGAGCUUCACAACAGGUCAUCAGCUGGGAGAAAGCUUCCCGGGGUUAACUUCUUUUGCUAAUUUUCCUGUUUCGAACUACUCUUUAUGGGGUUGACAUUUAUGGAAUGAGAAUUGUGGAAGUUGGAACACUUGUUAA